AUGGGGAAGGAGACGGUUCAAAAUGCUGACAUUCCUUGGGAUGUAUUCCAGACAGCUUUCUACAAGAAAUACUUUCCUGAAUCUGUAAGAGAAGCGAGGGAGUUGGAGCUUAUGCAGCUCAAGCAUGGCUCAUUGUCUGUGGCUGAUUACACUAGUCGGUUUGAGGAACUUUGUAGGUUCUCUAGGGUAUGUCAGGGUGCCCUGAAGUCCUAUGAGAGCUGGAAGUGUAUCAAAUACCAAGGAGGCUUGAGGGAUACUAUUAUGACUAUUGUGGCUCCUUUAGAGAUUCGGAUCUUUUUCGAGCUUGUGAAUAAGGCAAGAGGUGUAGAAGAGUAUGUGAAGAAAGUGGCUUCAUCAAGAGAUACUCGUAAGGGAAACAACAACCGUGGGUUAGGAAAGUACUUUCAACCAAGAGCUCAGAACUUCAAGAGAGGAGGACAUGCACCUCAAAGUCAAGGGGGGCUUUAG
Molecule: messenger RNA, 468 nt
Organism: Arachis duranensis
Lineage: Eukaryota; Viridiplantae; Streptophyta; Magnoliopsida; Fabales; Fabaceae
Exons: 2
Coding region: 1-468 (155 amino acids)
Source: RefSeq, a predicted model, not a curated record